Molecule: messenger RNA, 3978 nt
Organism: Staurois parvus
Lineage: Eukaryota; Metazoa; Chordata; Amphibia; Anura; Ranidae
Source: the annotation of a GenBank genome assembly
AUGGUCAGCAAGACGGAGGAGCCCGGCGUCCAGAGCCCAGCCACCGCUCACAGCCCUGACAAGAGCCCGGCACCCUGCUGUGAGCAUCAGAGUAGCAUGACCUUAAUGAAUGGAGAUGGGGCUACUGAACACCAGACAGAUGCUGAACCAAAGCAGAAUGGCCAUGAUGUCGGGGAACAGGCAGAAGAUGGAAGUGAACAGGAGGUUAUUGUUAUUCAGGAUACAGGUUUUACUGUCAAGAUUCAAGUCCCUGGGUUAGAGACCUUUUCCAUUCAGGUGUCCCCUCAGGAGAUGGUUCAGGAGAUCCAUCAGGUUUUAAUGGAUAGAGAAGAUACUUGUCAUAGAACUUGCUUCUCCCUUCAGUUAGAUGGCAAUGUGCUAGACAACUUUGCAGAGCUCAAGACUAUAGAGGGCUUUGAAGAGGGCGUUGUUCUGAAAGUUGUUGAAGAACCAUACACAGUUCGUGAAGCCAGAAUUCAUGUACGCCACAUAAGAGACUUGCUGAAGAGUUUGGAUCCGUCUGACGCAUUCAAUGGGGUUGAUUGUAACUCUCUCUCAUUUUUAAGUGUUUUCACAGAUGGUGAUCUUGGAGAGAAUGGAAAAAAGAAAAAGAAGGGGGCUGAGCUGGAGCAGAUAGAUUGUACACCACCUGAAUACAUACUACCAGGAAGCAAGGAGAGGCCGCUCUGUCCCCUUCAGCCACUGAACAAAGACUGGAAGCCUUUGCAGUGUUUGAAAGUAUUCACGAUGAGUGGCUGGAACCCUCCUCCUGGUAACCGAAAGAUGCACGGAGACCUUAUGUAUUUAUAUGUGAUAACUAUGGAGGACCGGCAUGUCAGCAUUACAGCAUCCACUCGAGGAUUCUACCUCAACCAAUCUACAGCCUACAACUUUAACCCUAAGCCAGCCAACCCCAGCUUCCUCAGUCACUCACUGGUGGAACUACUCAAUCAAGUCAGCCCCGUUUUCAAGAAGAACUUUGCCGCCCUUCAAAAGAAAAGAGUUCAGAGACACCCCUUUGAGCGGAUUGCUACCCCAUUCCAAGUAUACAGCUGGACUGCUCCCCAAGUGGAACAUGCCAUGGACUGCGUGAGAGCAGAAGAUGCCUAUACAUCCCGCCUGGGGUACGAGGAACACAUCCCUGGACAAACCAGAGAUUGGAAUGAAGAACUGCAGACAACAAGAGAAUUGCCUCGUAAGAAUUUACCAGAAAGACUUUUGCGAGAGAGAGCUAUAUUCAAGGUCCACAGUGAUUUUACAGCAGCAGCUACAAGAGGUGCCAUGGCAGUUAUUGAUGGUAAUGUCAUGGCCAUCAACCCCAGUGAAGAGACAAAGAUGCAGAUGUUCAUCUGGAAUAACAUUUUUUUCAGUUUGGGUUUUGAUGUCCGGGAUCACUACAAAGAUUUUGGUGGAGACAGUGCUGCUUAUGUAUCUCCUACAAAUGAUCUUAAUGGGGUGCGGACAUACAAUGCAGUAGAUGUGGAAGGAUUGUACACAUUGGGAACAGUGGUGGUAGACUAUAGAGGUUACAGGGUUACUGCACAAUCCAUUAUUCCAGGGAUAUUGGAGCGGGAGCAAGAGAGCAGAGUGUCAUUUACGGAUCCAUUGACUUUGGCAAAACUGUUGUAUCUCACCCAAAGUACCUGGAACUGCUGGAGAAAACAAGCCGGCCACUCAAGAUUUUUAAAACACAGAGUCCUAAAUGACAAAGAGGAGGAAGUGGAGCUGUGCUCCUCUGUAGAGUGUAAAGGUAUCAUUGGUAAUGAUGGACGGCAUUACAUUUUGGAUCUUCUAAGGACCUUCCCCCCAGACCUUAAUUUCUUGCCUGUGGAAGGUGAGGAUAUGCCAGAAGAAUGUAAGAAAAUGGGCUUCCCCAAAGAACACAGGCACAAGCUUUGCUGCCUACGGCAGGAGUUGGUGGACGCUUUUGUGGAACACAGAUACCUCCUGUUCAUGAAGUUGGCUGCCAUGCAGCUGAUGCAGCAGAAGAGCUCCUCACAGGAGAAUGUUGGUUCCCUAGAAAAUGGGGGUCCUGCAACCUCAUCCGAUUCAUCUGCCAAAACUGAACCUCGGGAAAGCAGUCUGUCUGAGGACAAGAUGGGGGACAGUAUAGAUGGCGAGUCCCAAGUCAAAGAGCUAGUUGAUUUGAAGAGUCGAGAGGUAAUUCGUAAGGCAUGUCAGGCUGUUGGCUCAAUUAGUGAAACAUCAUUUGAUAUUCGCUUCAACCCAGACAUCUUUUCUCCAGGUGUGCGUUUUCCUGAGUGUACACAGGCAGAGGUGCAGAAUCAGAAACAGCUGCUGAAGGAUGCGGCCUCUUUUGUGCUGACCUGUCAGAUUCCAUGUUUGAUUAAGGACUGCCUUGAUCAUAAUGUAGUUCCCAUGGAUGGAGCCACCUUAGCUGAAGCAAUGCAUCAGAGAGGAAUUAACAUGCGCUAUCUUGGAAAAGUUAUAGACAUUGCCAAGAAGUUUCCUGUCCCAUCCCAACUAGAUCAUGUCUAUAAAAUCUUAAUUAGUGAAGUGAUUACCAGAUCUGCAAAGCACGUCUUCAAGACAUAUCUGCAGGGCGUAGAACUCUCAGGUCUGUCUGCUGCCAUUAGCCAUUUCCUGAACUGCUUCCUCAGCUCCUUUCCCAACUCGGUGGCUCACCUCCCAGCUGAUGAACUGGUCUCCAAGAAAAAGAACAAGAAGCGCAAAAACCGAAACCUCAGUAGUGCUGACAACACAGCCUGGGCCAGUGUCACCCCGCAGGAACUCUGGAAGAACAUCUGCUCUGAAGCCAAAGCCUACUUUGACUUCAACCUUGAAUGUGAACAUGUGGAUCAUGCGGUGGAAGUGUACAACCUGCAGAAAAUUGGCCUUCUCAGAGAAAUCUCUAAUAAAGUUGGCAUUCAGGUCCUACUCAAAGAGUACAACUUUGACAGCCGACACAAACCAACCUUCACAGAAGAGGACAUAUUGAAUAUUUUCCCUGUGGUGAAACAUGUCAAUCCCAAAGCAUCUGAUGCUUUUCAUUUCUUCCAGAGUGGACAAGCUAAAGUACAACAGGGUUUCCUAAAGGAAGGGUGCGAAUUAAUAAAUGAAGCCUUAAAUUUGUUUAACAACGUGUAUGGUGCCAUGCACGUAGAGAUCUGUGCCUGCCUACGACUGCUUGCCCGACUCAACUAUAUCAUGGGCGACUAUACUGAGGCCUUAAGCAACCAGCAGAAAGCGGUUCUAAUGAGUGAGAGAAUACUGAGUAUUGAACAUCCCAGCACCAUUCAGGAAUAUAUGCAUCUAGCACUGUACUGUUUCGCAAAUAAUCAGCUCUCCACUGCAUUAAAUCUGCUGUACAGGGCUCGUUACCUCAUGCUGCUUGUGUUUGGAGAAGGGCAUCCAGAAAUGGCACUUUUAGAUAGUAACAUUGGCCUGGUGCUACACGGAGUAAUGGAGUAUGACCUAGCCCUGCGAUUCCUGGAGAAUGCUCUUACUAUCAACUCCAAGUAUCAUGGAGCCAAGUCAUUGAAGGUUGCACUCAGUCACCAUCUUGUAGCACGAGUUUAUGAAACUAAAGGGGAAUUUCGAUCUGCCUUACAGCAUGAGAAGGAGGGAUACACAAUAUACAAAAACCAGCUGGGGGAGCAGCAUGAGAAGACCAAAGAAAGCUCCGAGUACUUGAAGUACCUGACCCAGCAGGCUGUAGCUUUACAGAGGACAAUGAAUGAGAUUUACAAGAAUGGAUCCAGUGCCAACAUAAUGCCUCUCAAGUUCACAGCUCCCAGCAUGGCCAGUGUCCUGGAUCAGCUCAAUAUCAUUAAUGGAAUCCUCUUCAUUCCUCUCAGUCAAAAGGACCUGGAGAAUUUGAAAGCUGAAGUCCAGCGACGUCAGCAGUUACAAGAAGCCAUCAAAGGAGCCGAUAAUCAGGAAGAAAAAGAAUUAACAGAAGCAAGCAAAGCUAGCACUGAUACAGAUGAGACUGUCCAGACUCAAAGCUCUGCCUAG